ACACAAAGCCUCGUCUACUCUUUUCUCUCCGAAACCUCCGAAUUAGGGCUCUCUUGGGAGCGGGAAGAACUCACCGGCCCUUAAAACCCUAGGGGGCGCGCCAUAUUGUCCGACGAAGAAGAAGAUGCCUGGUCCGACCUUAGAGAUGGAGCGAGUAGAGCCACAGUCGCUGAAAAAGCUCAGUUCCAAAUCCCUCAAGCGAGCUCUCGAUCUCUUCCCUCCCCUCCAUUCCCAAUUACCUCCUCCCGAUCCUGAGAGUAAAAAAAUUCGCAUGAGCCACAAGAUAAGCGUUGAGUAUGGGGGAAUUGUACCCACUGCUAGUCAGAAACCCACUCGCACUGCCGAUUCUGGUGCUCCCAGUCGUGGACCAGCGGGGCCUUCGAAUGCUCUUGCCCUUCCAGACUCUAGAAAUGUAAAGACGGAAGCAGGUCAAAAUGCUUUGGUGGUUGGUCCAUCUGCACCAAAGGAACCGAAUCAUAUUGGAAUUUCGGGUAAAGGCACUAUAGUUGUUACUGCUCCAGGAUCAUAUGAAAGGAACCCAUCAACAUCAGCUAUAAUGGAAAGAAUUUCCAGUAGAUGGCCGCGUCCUGAGUGGCAUGCUCCCUGGAAGAUUUACAGGGUUAUCAGCGGCCACUUGGGAUGGGUACGCUCUAUUGCUUUUGAUCCAAGUAAUAAGUGGUUUUGUACAGGCUCUGCUGAUCGAACAAUAAAGAUAUGGGAUGUAGGAACUGGACAACUACAGCUUACACUGACAGGACAUAUUGAGCAAAUACGAGGCCUUGCUGUUAGCAGCAGGCAUACCUAUAUGUUCUCUGCUGGUGAUGACAAACAAGUCAAAUGCUGGGACCUUGAGCAGAACAAGGUUAUCCGUUCAUACCAUGGUCAUCUAAGUGGUGUUUACUGCUUGGCCAUUCAUCCCACUCUCGAUAUUUUACUUACUGGGGGACGUGAUUCAGUAUGCCGGGUCUGGGAUAUUCGUAGCAAGAUGCAAGCUCAUGCAUUGUCCGGGCAUGAUAACACAGUUUGCUCAGUUUUUACUCGGCCCACGGAUCCACAAGUUGUUACUGGCUCCCACGACUCAACCAUUAAGUUCUGGGACCUUCGAUAUGGAAAAACAAUGUCAACUAUCACCCACCAUAAGAAAUCUGUACGUGCAAUUGCACAACAUCCUAAAGAGCAUGCUUUUGCAUCAGCAUCAGCCGACAACAUUAAGAAAUUCAGCCUUCCAAGAGGGGAAUUUUUACACAACAUGCUCUCUCAGCAGAAGACCAUAAUUAAUGCUAUGGCUAUCAAUGAGGAGGGAGUUAUGGCCACUGGAGGUGACAACGGGAGCUUGUGGUUUUGGGAUUGGAAGAGUGGUCACAAUUAUCAACAAUCACAAACAAUCGUACAGCCUGGUUCACUGGAUAGUGAAGCUGGUAUUUAUGCACUGUCCUAUGAUGUUACUGGUACAAGGCUCGUUAGUUGUGAAGCUGACAAGACGAUCAAAAUGUGGAAACAAGAUGAAAAUGCCACUCCAGAAACUCAUCCUCUCAACUUCAAGCCCCCUAAAGAUAUCAGACGGUUCUAGUGAUUCUAGCAUCUAUCCUCUGCUGUUGCUUGGCUUGUUUACGAUAAUGGACAGCACCAGCAUUCAUAUUUCUUACUUUGAGAGGCUAGUAAGAAUUGACAACCACCAAGAGAAAAGGAGGGCCGGUAGCGACUGCUCCUUUUUGACAUGUACUAAUGUUUCAUGGUUCUAAUCAAAAUGUGAUAUUCAUAGCUAUGAGAUAGAAAUUUUGUUGUAUUAUGUUACAUAAAGUUGAAUGUAUUUCAAGGAAAUGGCUGAAUUUGGAUUCAGAAUGAAUAAUUGAGAAGGACUACAGUUUUGCUG
This is a messenger RNA of Fragaria vesca subsp. vesca, 1873 nucleotides long. RefSeq names its product protein pleiotropic regulatory locus 1-like. The transcript has 17 exons. Gene Ontology annotation, cellular component: catalytic step 2 spliceosome; precatalytic spliceosome; Prp19 complex. Gene Ontology annotation, molecular function: protein binding. The record is from RefSeq and is a predicted model, not a curated record. Gene Ontology annotation, biological process: mRNA splicing, via spliceosome. Bases 125 to 1570 code for a protein of 481 amino acids. NCBI's taxonomy places the organism in Eukaryota, Viridiplantae, Streptophyta, Magnoliopsida, Rosales, Rosaceae.